This is a messenger RNA of Neurospora tetrasperma FGSC 2508, 1019 nucleotides long. RefSeq lists its product as uncharacterized. Bases 170 to 574 code for a protein of 134 amino acids. NCBI's taxonomy places the organism in Eukaryota, Fungi, Ascomycota, Sordariomycetes, Sordariales, Sordariaceae. Gene Ontology annotation, cellular component: mitochondrion. The record is from RefSeq and is a predicted model, not a curated record. Gene Ontology annotation, molecular function: acyl carrier activity; acyl binding. Gene Ontology annotation, biological process: fatty acid biosynthetic process. The transcript has 4 exons.
AAUCCGCCUCCAGCCAGAGAAACCCGCAACAACCUCGUCCGAGAACCACCGAGUAGUAGCGUCACACUCAUUUUCGGCCACAGCCUUUCCUGUCACCACCACCCUCAAACACCCGACCGACCCGCGCAAUUGACCUUUUCCGCGACAGCCAACCCAAACAAAAACAAAAAUGUUCCGCACCGCCGCCCUCACUGCCGCCCGCGUGGCCCGUCCCGCCGUCGCCUCCGCCGUCCGCGUUGGUGUUGCCCGUCCUGCUUUUGUCCAGGCCGUCCCCAAGGUCGCUGCCUUCCAGGCUGUCCGGUUCUACAGCGCCGGUGGUCACCUCAAGAAGGAUGAGGUCUUUAGCAGGAUUGCGCAGGUGUUGAGUGGAUUUGACAAGGUCAACGACCCCAAGAACAUCACCGAGACCGCCCACUUCGCCAACGACCUCGGUCUUGACAGCUUGGACACCGUUGAGGUUGUUAUGGCUAUUGAGGAGGAGUUCUCCAUCGAGAUCCCCGACAAGGACGCCGACCAGAUCCACUCGGUCGACAAGGCCGUCGAGUACAUCCUGAGCCAGCCCGAUGCCAACUAAAAAGUCCUCUGUUCCGUUCCUUGUUCGAGCGUUUUAGAAACCCCACUACUUGCGCAAAUAUAAAGCAUACUUUUUCUCCCUACCCAUCUUACCUACCUUACCUUUUCACCUCUAUCCUUAUCCUUAACUAGAUCGAUUCGAAACAUAUCUUUGUCAUUGUUUUGAGAUUCGAUUCGAUCUGUGUACCAUACGAAAACUUAGAACCUGAAUGAAAGAAGAGAUGACGGAUGGAAUGGAGCAUCGUGAUGGGUUCGGGCUAGAUGUGAACCGUGGGCAGGUCUGGGUUGCUGUUGUUGCCGUUGUUGUCUUCAGACGGGUCAACACGGCGACACACGUUGCGAUGUUUGGUGGUCACGUAACUGGUAAUGUGGCAGGCACAAUAUACCUAGCGUUAGUGUCUUAUAUUGUUGCGUCGUGUUUCGUUCAUCGCAAAUAUCCGUACCUA